This is a messenger RNA of Macrobrachium nipponense, 4730 nucleotides long. RefSeq lists its product as uncharacterized. Lineage: Eukaryota; Metazoa; Arthropoda; Malacostraca; Decapoda; Palaemonidae. The transcript is spliced from 3 exons. The record is from RefSeq and is a predicted model, not a curated record. Bases 508 to 3807 code for a protein of 1099 amino acids.
UUUGACAGAGCGUUGUAACGCUAUUCAAUAGUAAUCAGUUUCCUGUGCGCUGUUGCAAGUGUUAUUUCUCGUACUGAGCUUGGAAGCUUGAUUUUGUCAACAUAACGACCAGAAUGUAGCCUACCGUUCGCGUUGUAUGGUGUUCAUGAAUGUUUCCCUGUACGAUAUGUGCCAUGCCCAAGACUGCAUGUGAAACAAGCCACGCCAACCCUUUGUGAAAUUGUUUGAACUCCUUAAAUGUGGAAUCUAAAAACAUCAUAGCAACCGCCUGUCACUUCAAGGAAAUAAAACAAAUAGGAGCAACAGUAGGAAUAAAAGACUCUCAUGGAAAGUAGAGUUUUCUACCAGAUCAGAAAAAGUGUCAACUCCAAGAGAAUCCGCUCUAAGACGUUGAAAGCCAGUUGCAAUUGUAUAAUUCUUAGACUCAAUCAUACGCUCUCUAACAAAUUCCCGGACUGAUACGUUGACCCCUCCCCUGCUCCGCGGUUUGAACGCUUAACGCAGGAGAUGGAUCUACUACAGAAAAUGAAGGCUCUUGCUGCCGAGCCGGCGCCUAAAGAAGUCACGGAGAACGAUGCCGCUGCCAUUUCUAGGGCUAACAGGAUGAAAAGGGCCCAGCUGCUGCUAGCCCGCGACCGGUCUGUGGCCGCCGAAAACAAGAUCCAGAAGGCCUGGACGCCUCCGAAGCUGGUAGCGCCUACGAGAGACGGUAGUGAAGUGGAUGAGGACCUAAGUACGCUGACAUCUCUGGGGAAAAUUGAAACGGACGCCGCUUUGUUCGUCUUUCAGGAGGAAGAGAGGAAUAAUGAUGCAGUGAAACUUCACCACAUUCUGAGGAUGCCAUCAUCUCUGCCAGAAGUCGGCAAGACGACAGAAAAUUCAUCCUCAAGCGUUUUCAACGUUUUAAUGGUUGACGUCUCUGGUUCCAUGAAUCGCUACUGGGAGAGUGUUAUGGACGGCUGGAACAACCACGUGGCCCCUAAAAUUACGGGGGAGACGGUCAUCUACACUUUCAGUUCAUCUGUAACAUUCAGAGGACUAGGGUCGACCCUGGAGAAGAAAUAUUUCGACGCUGGGGGGACAGACCUGACGGGGGCUUUUCAGACCAUAGUGAACGAGGUGUAUCAGUGUAAGCAAAAGUAUGUUAAUGUUUAUCUCAUCACAGAUGGCGACCAUAAUUCAACAGAAGUUCAACCCUCGUCCGUCAUCGACGUCAUGGAAUAUCCUCCAGGAAAGGUGUGCAAUGUUUAUAUACUUGGCAUUGGCUGUGAUUUCCCAGUGGAAUAUAGUGUAGACAUUCGGUCUCGACUUCACAGUGGUAGCCCCAACGUACCUUCAUUGUUCUGGGCUAAGAACGUUGACAGUGUCGUUGGGGAGUUGGAGGACAUCAGUGAAAUUGUGUAUAAUGAAGCUUGUUUCACAGCAAAGCUAAGCUUAGCUGGGUCUCUGUUGCCAGGCUUGUCUCAGAGGAAUGUCUUUCACAAGAGCGAGUGGGUGUAUAUGCCAUACCAACCAGAGAAGCUUAAGGAACUUGAAAUAAUAUUCAAUAAACAUGUCGGCACCCUGUUUUUAGAACCACAAGAGGGCACUGUAGAGGUCCUUAAGGAAGUUUUCUGUCAGUGGAAUUCUAUCAUCAUCCAACGACACAGGAAAGGGAAGACGAUUCCAGAUGGCAUUUUAGAAUUUAAAGAGAGAUUAUUCAGGCCUCGCGUAAAAACUACAGAUCACGGGAAAAAAUCCAUCAGACAAAGAAUUCAGAAUAAGGAAUUAAAAGCCCACGAUAUGCAAUUCCGACAAGAACUCGCCCAGUUGAAAGCUAUUUUGAUUAAAGAGAAAUUUGAAAAUCCAUUAGAACUAGCCGAAAACAUUUUGAGCACAACUGUCACUAGAUCGAAGUAUAAGACAAGAAGCCUACAGCUCAAAGGGCACACUGAUGAAGACUAUACCGCAGACAGUCAGGCCUUCCUGAAGGUUCGCAGUGAGAAUCUUGAGAAACUGAAAACCAUUGAAGAGACCCCUGACGACUGUUGCCGUGUGUCUUUGACCUCAACAAUAACAGAUCUGCAGGACCCUGAUUUUCCAGAAAUGUUGCGUGAUUAUGACAAGUACAGUUUUCUGAAAAGCUUCACCAUCACAGGGAUUCCUGUAUUUGCACCAGUGAGGGACUCUGUAGCGUUGAAUCCGUGGUCCUACUCUGUUAAAAAAAUGUUGAGGUCACCGUAUACGAUUAUGAGUCAAGUAGUACAGGAGUCCUUCGGUGAUUACAGGGAGCCCAAGGGAGACCACAAGAUGGUGCAGGUCAAGGAAGAUGACGAGGGAUCCAGCUUUAAUGCCAUUGUUCCUGUAUUCUCUGCAAAGAAUGUCAAGGUUAUGACGCCAUUUGUCAAAACACGGCUGUACACAAUGUGCGUCACCUUUGCUAUUACAAAAAACCCUCACCUUAUUGAUUUUAACAUCCAUAUUGCUGCUUUAGCCGCAACGUGGGUGAAGUGCCUCCAUGAGAACCCUACUCUGCCCAGGGCUGAGCAUGCAUUGCUUCGCAUGGAAAGUAUUGAGGCUACUGCAGCCUUGUACAUGGACGAAAAGAGGCAUGCAAAUUACUGCACUUCUCUGAUAGAUGACACUCCUCAGGCACUGAUGACAGAAGGCACCGUGAAGGUGGGGAAUGCGACCCUGAAGUGUGAAUCGAUCGUCAAACCAGUAUUCUUUCUGCUGAUGAUGAAGAAAUCUCUUGGAACCUUAGACUCUGUCAAAAUAUUGGACAUUAUGAGGUUGAUUCUCGUGGAAUAUGCUGGGCGUUGUCUCCCCUCUUACAAAGUGGGCGAUAACUCUAGUAAACCAUAUAGCUACUUCUUUGCCGAAUCAUUUGCAGAUGAAAAUGAUAGAAGAGAAUGGGUCAUCAACUAUAUCGAGGAGAUGGAGUCGGAGAUAUAUGGCAACAAUAGGGAGCUGCUAGAGCAGUUCUACACUCUAGAAAAUGUUUCCAAGGCGGCCAAAAAGGUGGCAGAUACGAAGGUGGUCGAGCUGAAUGAAAAUCUGUCGUGUAAAAUACCUUUGAAAAUCAAUAUGAGAAGGGUCGAGCGGUUGAGAAAUGUGUCUUCAGCAGGCGAUAUAUCUUGGCCAACUUUGAAAAUAUUCGCACACCAUAUCGGACUAGACCAAGAACAGGUAGACUCUUUGUUCAGUGAGGAGAGCGUGUUCAUAUAUAUCAGCCAUGCGCUGCGCUACAGACAGUCGCGAGACCGUCUGUCAAAUCCCAUGGACAACUUCGCAGAGAGUUAUGCAUUUGUGUUAUCCAAAGUCACGGAUGAGUGCAGUCGGGACGUCAUAGACAAGUUUCGAUCGGAACUCGUCUCCAUCAUGGAAGAGUCCUGGUUGAAGGCUUAUUUCGAUGCGCACAGCGAGACCGUCCAACCCAUGACUCGACAACAGGUCAUCACGGAAGCGCAGAGGAGAGGGAUCGAAGUGUCGGAGGACACCUUCGACCAGGUCUACAAGCGAUUCAGACCGACAGGGCUGCUUUCCAAUGCUUGCCAGACGCGUGCCUGCCCUUAUUUCCUGCAGCCCAGGAAGACCUACAACCAACAUGCCUCUGUCGAGCGGAAAAAGGGGGUGGGAGUGUUUGUACAUGGGUUACACAAAGCAUCUCACGCCCAUCGGGCUGAGGACGUAGAUGAGAUCAUCAGUGUGAUUUCGUCGGGUAGCCUUACGAAUAAGCGUACACCUAUACCCGAGGAUGCUGUGCGGAACUUGUCAUCAGAAAUUGGUUUCUUGAAGGUGAGGUACCAAGAAAUGAUCAUCGAAUGAAUACAAUGUAAUUUUAUCUCUACUCCAAGCCAAGAUCCAAACUAACAUGGAAAAUAUAUUGCUAUAGACACAAGGCCCCCUUCAUUAGGGAGAGCAACCCAGUAGGGAGAGCAGUCCAGUAUGGCCCCAGUAGGCCCCUAGUAGGGAGAGCAGCCCAGUAGGGAAAGUAGCCCAGUUGGGAGAGCAGCCCAGUAGGGAAAGUAGCCCAGUUGGGAGAGCAGCCCAGUAGGGAAAGUAGCCCAGUAGGGAGAGCAGCCCAGUACAGAAAAGAAAGUCGAGAUGCAAAGGAUGAACUUUGUAGACGAAGUACGUAAGAUAAAUAGCAAAGUACAUUAAAUAAGAAAGAAACGAAUGAAGAACCCCUUACAUCAAUUGUGAAUUGCUGAAGUUCCAAUAAUUCAUUUACAGAGUAAGGAAGAAUGUUCCAGAAUUCAUUCACAGGCAGGAAUGAAACUAAUUGAAAAUUUGUGCAGAAAGUAAGACUUAUUAAAGGCCUGUGUAUAGUUGCAAGGUGAUCAGAAUCAAGAUAUAGCUUAUACCUGAUAAAUAUCAAGACAAUGGAUGAAGAAUGAAAUAAAGAACAAGUCUUAUCAGACAAUAUAAGAUGUGGCACCGUUUCUUAAAAAAAAAAAAAUUAUAAGCAGAAAAAAAAAAAAAAAAAUCAUGAUCAAAACGAUACCAAAUGUUUGAUAAGUCUUCCUCGUCAUAGCGAUUUUUUGUGCAUCUAAGAAGAAAUAGACUUCGUUAUGCUUCUCAAAAAUUAGUUUCUAUCGAAUUUAGAAACGAGUUGAAUAGUGUGUAAAUACGUUAUGCAUAAUUAGUGUCUGAAUGUAAAUAUGAGCUACGAUAAUUGUUUUCUGUACAUAUAUCUAUCUAUUAAGUGUAAGACUGAUAUGUGUGUAAGAUUAAAUUAAUGGUAAAAU